Messenger RNA from Mobula hypostoma (lesser devil ray), 6749 nucleotides. It is a transcript of the gene tmem260, whose product is annotated as transmembrane protein 260. The transcript has 16 exons. The record is from RefSeq and is a predicted model, not a curated record. Bases 117 to 2285 code for a protein of 722 amino acids. Lineage: Eukaryota; Metazoa; Chordata; Chondrichthyes; Myliobatiformes; Myliobatidae.
AGAAUCACAGGGGGGAUUAUACUCUCCAGCCGACACUAACCCGGACUCUCGCCCACUGUCAGCGCCAGGCGGGAAGCACCCUCCCCUUUAAAGGAUUUUCUGCCGACACUCCCAGAAUGCUGUGCAGGGCGGAGGCCGGCCUGGCGGGACUUGCCUCAGUGAUGGGCUUCCCUGGAAACGGGAGGCCGGAGGGUUCUUCCCUUCCCUCCCGUCACUGGCUGCCGUCGGGUCCCGCCGCGCUGCUCUUCGUCUUCGUGGCCUCUGUUUACCUGCAAACAUUGCACCGUGCGGUGCCGGGCGGCGACUCCGGUGAGUUGUUGACGGCUGCCUGUGAACUGGGGGUAGCACAUCCUCCUGGGUAUCCAUUGUUCACUCUUCUGGCAAGGCUAGCUAUGACCAUUCUCCCAGUGGGCUCUCCUGCUUUCAGAGUUAAUGUAUUGAAUGCAAUACUAGGGGCAGCUACAGCACCUUUGCUCUUUGAGACAGUUAGCAGACUGUCAGGAUCCAAUGCCGGAGGGAUUCUCUCUGCAGGUCUCUUUGCCUUUUCCAGACUGGGGUGGCAGUGGUCAGUUACAGCUGAGGUUUUCUCCUUGAACAAUUUCUUCAUCAGCCUCCUCAUGGUGUUAACUGUUAGAUUCAGCACAGCAACAACCGCAAGGGAAAGGUCAAAGAUUUCUCUACUGGGUGCAUUCUGCUGUGGCCUGAGUCUCUGUAAUCAGCACACAAUUAUUCUGUACGUGAUGUGUAUUGUUCCAUGGGUGUUGCUUCGAUUAUUCAGAGAAAAGGAGUUGUCCAUGUGUGCUGUCCAGUGGUUGGGCAUGAGUUUUGGAACUGGCCUGCUGCCUUACCUGUAUCUGCCCAUCUCAUCUUACCUCAAUCAGGCACGCUGGAGCUGGGGAGACCAAACCACCUUGAGAGGCUUCAGCACCCACCUGCUGCGGGAGGAGUAUGGCACCUUCAAUCUGGCCAAAUAUGAGGCGAGUUCAGGACUUCUGCAUGUCUGGAGUUACCAGAUGAUGCAAAUAAAGACUGAGCUGACAGCAUUUGGGGCGGCCUUGGCACUCGUGGCCAUUCCGCUACAGGGCCUUAAAAGGAGCUCCCCUCAGUCCUCGGUCUUGUGGCUUUUCACUGUGAUGCUGUGCUCCUACUCCUUGUUCUUCUCCUGGAGAGCUAACCUGGACAUUACCAAACCUCUCUUUAUCGGUGUGGUUGAAAGGUUCUGGCUACAGAGUAAUUUGGUGGUUUGUGUUCUGGCAGGCUGUGGUCUAGCUUCAGUCUGCCCUUUGCUGCAGAAAAUAAUGGGCAGUCACUCACUGUGGCACUGGGCAGAAUGGCUCCCACCCGUUCUCCUCAUUGUCUUCCAAAUCCACCUCAACUACAGGAUCUGUGACAAGAGUAACAAUGAUGUUGUCGAUAAGUUUGGCAGAAAUCUUUUGGGCAGCAUGCCUCCUGAUGCCAUCGUCCUGCUCCGUGGAGACCUCCCAGGAAACUCCCUGCGAUACCUUCACUACUGUGAGGGGCAGAGACCUGACCUCAGCCUGGUGGAUCAGGAGAUGAUGACUUACAACUGGUAUUUGCCAAAGUUGGCCAAACACCUACCCAAUGUGCAUUUCCCUGGCAAUCGCUGGCACCCUGUGGACAGGGAGGAAUCUGCUGGAAUUGUUACAUUCAACCUGCAUCGAUUAUUCAAUGAGAACAGAGAGAAGGAGAUCUUCGUGUGCAUUGGUCUGCAUGAAGGAGACCCCAGCUGGAAGCAAAGUUACUCCCUCUGGCCAUGGGGAGUGUGUGAAAAGCUGGUCCACUCCACCAGUCUGUUCAGCCCUGAGAGCUGGAUUCAGCAUACCAGGCAUUUGUACAACUGGACAGAGGAGUAUGGCAGCUACGACGAAUUUUCAUGGGAAGCUGUGGCAAAUGAAGAGAUGUGGCAAGCCAGAAUGAAGACACCUUUCUUCUUAUUUGAGUUGGCGGAGAGUCCAGCCCAGCCAGAAUCAUUAAAGUUGCAGCUAUAUACAUUUGCCUAUGAGAUGUAUCAGGAGUUGGUCACUGCAGAGAAGCAUCCUGCUAAUUGGCACAAAAACUAUGCAAUAGUCUGCGAGAGGAUGUUACGGCACUCUGCACGGGCUUUAACUGCUGCUGAUCCUGAGUUUCUCCUGUCAGAAACCAUCAAGCAUUUCUCACUCUAUGCAGGCAAAGCACCAGAUGACGCACAAAUAAACGCCAUUGUUCAGGUAACUGGGCACCUGAAGGAGGAGCAGGAGCGGCUAAGGAAACAGAACAGAGGGUGACAUUGCAAGACUGAAAUGUUUUAUUUCCCUUCAGUGAACAGCCAAGCAACCUCAGAAAUCAUUGACUGACCAAUAUUGUUUAGACUUGUUAAUCAAGGUCACUUGUUAAUAGUUCUAAUUUUCUUGCAUGUGGACAAGUGACACCAGGACGUUAACUAUGAAGAACGGAUCACCUCUGAUGAAAUUGCACAUAGUUUUAUACCGUAUUUCAAUAAUGGUUGUUCUUUUUAAUGGCAACUGAGAUAUUUGUUAAAAAAAUAAUAAUGCUGUUCUAUGUUCAUUUCAUAGAUCGCUGGGAGUUUAACUCCAGAUAUUUGACAUUGAUUUUUAUCCUGAUAACAUUGGUACUUUGAAACCAGGAUGACAGAAAAGAUGGUUCAGCUUUUGUUGGUACUUGACACAGAUAUUUUGGGAUUGCUUGCUUGGGCAAAGGCUCCUAAGUUCGAAUCCAGGUGGCUCCCUUGCAUGCUUUCCAUCCAUGCUGGGUUGAGCAUCGACCUAGGAACUCGACCUCGUAAAAAUAAGAAAGCCUGCUAAAAAAAAAACACUAUCACGACGGCGUCCCGAUGACUCCACUCAGAGUUAAGGGCUUUCUUCUUCUUGAACAGUAUAAUAAUGAAUGAAGAAUUAUAUAUAAGAAUAUUAAUAGAGGCUAAAGUAUCGAUAUGGAAUAGAAUAUGCGUAAAAACCAAGGGUAGGGUGGGGUGGGGGCAGGCUAACUAGAAUGGUUGAUCACAUUACCUGCUUCUGGGAAGAAACUUUUAAAGAUGAAGUUUGUUUUAGUAGACCUGCAGUGCUUUCUAGAAGAAACUAUUGGAAAAGUUUGCUGGGUGAGUCAUGUCCACAAUUAUUCUUCCUGUCCAUGUCCUCAUGUUAGACACAUACAAGUCCUGCAGUGAUGAUGGACUGCAGCCAAUGACCUUUUCUGCUGUCAUCAUUUGCUGUAGUUUUUGUGUAUUAUGAGAGGAUGCUACAUCACACUAGACAGUAAUGGCAGUGUAGAAUUGCACCAGUUUGUACUGGGAAAAGAUAGAAUUUUACCAACUGCUGCAAAGUAACAUUCAGUUGCUGUUGGAGCUGGCCAUGGAAGUCCUAAAUUUCUGAUCCUUAAUGAAGCCGAGGUAUCUAUGCAUCAUCAUUGGCACACUGGCCACCACAUGGACUUAGACAGAUUGAUGCCUUGAUCCAGUGGCAAGAAGUCAAGUCAGUAGGAGACCAGGCCCAGCUGCUUGAAAAGGAUGCCCACAUCCUAGUGGGUACACACGGGUGCUGGUAAACAUUUGUGCCAUGUCUAUCAUAUCCUCACAUACAUACUACACAAAAGCACACAUACAAAGUAAUGACUUGGAGCACAAACACAAAAGGGCUAAGCACACAUGCCCGUAUUGCUUCCUCAGGAGAUGUGUAGCAAAAAUAGUAAUUUUGAGCCAAUUUUUUGAAAUGCUUAAAUGUACGUUCUUGAAGUGUUUGAAGAUUUGCUUUUUCUGUCUUCUCUCUCCUUUACCUUCCUUGUACCCACUCUUCCCCUCGAUUUACUGCUCUAACCAUUGAAAAACAAGAUUCAUUACUGUGCUGAUGAGCAACUGGUGCACACAAGUCCUGGUGAUGCAACUACUGACACCAGGCAGACAAUCUUUUAAGAGUAUUAACAAUACCUGCAGACACCAGUCUUGUAAAGACACUGCCCAGAAGGCAAUGGCAAACCACUUCUGUAGAAAAAUUUGCCAAGUACAAUCAUGGUCAUAGACCAUGAUCACCCAUUUCAUAUAAUGAUGAUAAUUUUGCUCCUUCAAACUUUAUCAUCCAACUCACUCCAUCACGGGUGAUAUACUUCAAAGGAUAGAGGCAAGUGUAGAAAAUUAGUUGAUAUAAAACAUUAUUUGAAUUUCAGAUAAAUCACACACUGCAUUUAAGAUAAUAGAAAAGUCAGAGUCCCUGUUUGCAAUUUUCUAGUCCUCAGAUGUAUAAAUUGUGUCCUUGGAACGAAGGGCGGCUCCCUGUAGCUCCUCUUAGAAGGCAGAUAAAUCUUUCACCUAACGUCAUGAGCAGCUGUGCUUCAUCCCUGUUAUUUGAGGUGGAACUACUGUACAUUUAGUAAUACAUGGAUUAACCAGUGUCAACAUUUUUGUUAAAAAUGGUCAUGUCGACAGGUUAUUUUUAAGUGACUGGCUUGACGUACAAAUUGGGAUUGUAUAUAGAUUAAACAAUAUUGAUUUAAGGAGGUUGAUUUAGAGAUUAUCAAGUGUAUUGCACAUUCUACUUAAAAGUGUUUAAUGGCUUUUUAAGCAUUAGUCAGUUUUAGAGAACUAAAACAAUUGACAAUAUUAUAAUAGCUAUAAUCGCUCUAAAAUUGUACCUAUUCAUUCAUAAAAAGUGGGUGUUGCUGCUGAGCCCAGCAUGUGUAACCUACCACCUUACCAGAGUACCAUGUCAACGUCUGUCAAUUCUCCUGCUGUAGGUCUGGAGCCGGAGACCAGAGACCAGCAACCAGCAAGUUAGGUUUCCUUCUAUGAAGAUGUUUACUGAACAAGGUAUUUUUACAGUAAUCUGAGAGCUCCAUGGGUUGUUAUGGCUAAAACUUGAUUUCCCCAGCUGCCAUAAUGAAAUUUAAACUUGUGUCCAGAUCACUAGUCCAGGUCUCUGAAUAUUUGUCUAGUAAUUUGUGAGGAUGAAGAUCAAAAGUAAUUAGUAAUUAGCCGGGACAUCAGGUACAGUUCCCUGUAUUUUUGUUAAGAGCUUUUACCAUCACUUGGAUUACAUAGUCAUGUCUUCAGUGGGACUGGGCCCAAGUUUGAGAUAAAUUAUUGCAGUUUGUGGCCAUCUGGCAUUCUACAAGGGCUUGAUUGCAAAGAUUCAUUUAGAAAACGUAGUGGCAACUCUGGUUAGUGUUUGUUUACAUCUACAGAUAUGGACUGUAAACAGGCUAUUUUGUACACUUAAACGGUUAUAAAAAGAACAUACAGGAGCAACUGGAGGUUGAAUCCAAAACAUAUGUAGACAAAACCCCAAUUUUAAUAGAAAAGUUAACACUUCCAUAAACGUAAACACAAGAAAUUCUGCAGAUGCUGGAAAUCCAGAGCAGCACACACAAAAUGCUAGAGAUACUCAGGCAGCAUCCAUGGACAUGAAGUCGAUGUUUUGGGCUGGGACUUACUCAGGACUGGAAAGGAAGUGGGAAAAUGUCAGAAUAAAAAGGUGGGGGAGGGAAAGGUCAAGGGCUGGAGGAUUCUGACAGGAGUGGAGCAUGGACCAUGGAAGAAAGGAAAAGGGGAGGUGUUAGGUGGGUAGAGGCUGGAGUGAGAGAUAGAAGCGAGAAGGAAGGGAAUUUUUUAACAAAAGGAGAAAUCAAUACAGUAUUCAUGCCAUCAGGGUGGAGGCUACCCAGAUGUUGCUCCUUCACCCCAAGGAUGACCGCAGGACAUGGACCAACGUAUCAGAAUGGGAAUUGGAGUUAAAAUGUUGGGCCUUUGGGAAGUUCUGCUUUCAUAAAACAUGCUGUAAAAAUUUAACAGGUCAAGCCACAUCUGUAAAAAGUUAAAGUUUCAGGUUGAUAAUCUUAAACAUAAGAACUGGUAACGGUUAGAUAUCAAAGGUGCUUUAAAUGGCACUUAAAGGCAAGGCACACAGAGCCCAAAGAAAAUUAGUGAUAAAACGGAGAAUAAAUGACACUGGGGUUCGAGCGAAGGGUGGUAAAAGCUUGUUAUUUACCGCUUAUCUAUCUGAAUAGAACGGGGAGAAACUGAAGGAACUCAGAAAUAAUUUAUGUUAGACAUUAUUGACCUUUCAUCAGAUCUGAUAAAUACUGAUACAAACUGGAAAGGCUGUUAAUGUGGAAUUUAUUAUUAAGCCCGUGAUAUUGUUAUUCAUUGUACUGAUGCAACGCAAGAAGCUAAAGAUGGAUAUUAAAAUAAUUAAAGCGAUGGUUGCAGAAAUAAAGGCACGAGGUCCUGAACACAAUGCAGAUCCAUCCAUCACUGUUAAUACGCAGCUCAAAAACACAUUUUUAAGUAUUUCAGUAAAAAACUGCUCGACAACUCUCACGGAGACCCUCGCAUUAGGGUUAGGGAGGGAGCUAGCACCCGCGGCGGAGCCGGUCAGCGGGCACCGGGCCCCGGGCCAGUCUGCGGAUCAGAAUCGCCUCGAUACUCAGCGGCCGGGCACAGCCGCAGCCUCGUCUAUCUGAUCGGUUCAUCACAUCCGCCAACCCGGGGCUUGGCCGCCGCCCGCUCACCGCCGGAGCUCACACGCGGCUUCUCAUCACGUCGGCCCGGCGCCCGGGAUGCCGGCCGAUCAAAUAAGAUCAGUGUAGGGGGCGACGCGGUGUUAGCGCUCCACUCACUCAGUCUGUCUCCCACUCACUCUCACUCACUGACUCUUUCUCCCACUCACUCUCACUCACUGACUCUGUCCCCCACUCACUACCACACUCACACUCACCGCAUCGCCCUUCAAAUGGCCGCCUGC